Trichoderma reesei QM6a is the source of this 1362-nucleotide messenger RNA. RefSeq lists its product as uncharacterized. The record is from RefSeq and is a predicted model, not a curated record. NCBI's taxonomy places the organism in Eukaryota, Fungi, Ascomycota, Sordariomycetes, Hypocreales, Hypocreaceae. Gene Ontology annotation, molecular function: N-acetyltransferase activity. The annotation marks the transcript as partial. The transcript is spliced from 2 exons.
UUUCUCGCGGCCUUGUCCCACGUCGUCCGCCACCAGCCCAUGCUCCGCGUCGGUAUCGCAGCAGACGACUCCAACGACGCCCACUUCACGCACAUUCCCUCCAUCGACCUCCGGAACCACGUCUCCGUGACUCUUGUCCCCUGCCAGUCCGCGCAGGAAUACGAAGACAGGGUCGCUCAGCAGCAAGGAUGGGAGCACGACCAGAAGUUUGCCAAUAUAGCGGAGCGUCCGCCCUGGAGAAUCUCCAUCUUGCGGCCGAGCAGCGACGUCCCUGAGCUGCAAGGCAUCGAAGACGUCUUCUUUGCGUUUCAUCAUUCCAUCAUGGACGGCACCAGCGGGCGUCUCUUCCACGAGAUGCUCCUCGCUGCGCCGUCAUACCAACAGCGCCCAACGACAGCCGCCGAAGAAGAAGCAGCAGCAGCAGCAGCAGCAGCAGCAGAAGAAGAAGAAGAAGAGGAAUUCAUCCUCUCCUUUCCGGAUCCCCCCUCGCUGCCCGAAUCCCAAGAACAAGGCGUCGACUUCACCCUCUCGUGGAGCUACACCCUACGCACCCUCUGGACCGAACUCGGCCCCUCGUUCCUCAAGCCCGCCAAGCAGCCCAUCUGGAACGCCAUCCCCAUCGACCUCUCCCUGCCGUACAGAACCCGCGUCAAGACAAUCGACUACUCCCCCGAGCAGCUCUCGCAGUUACUCUCCGCAUGCAGAAGCCGCUCCGUGACGCUCACCGCGCUGCUGCACUCCCUCGUCUUGACGUCCCUCGCGAAACGCAUCCCCUCCCCGGAAGCAGCGCCGGCCUUUGCCGCCGCGACACCGCUCUCCAUGAGGCCGUUCUUGUCCCCCGCCAAGAGCGAUCCGGCACAUGCUUCUUCGCUGCGCUGUCUCGUCGCGGGCUGCUCGCACGAGUUUUCUCCCGAGACGGUCUCUGCGCUCAGGACGGCCGAGGACGCAGACGUUGUCAAUUCGUUGAUUUGGGCAAACGCGCAGCACGUCAAGGCCGAACUCGCGCAAAAGUUGGCCAGGAUCCCGCAGGACGACAUCAUGGGCCUGCUCAAGUAUAUCAGCGACUGGUUCGCUUUCUGGCGCGGCAGGGACGGCAAGCAGCGUGCUGAUUCGUGGGAGAUUAGCAACCUUGGUGUCCUCAAGAAUCCCCCUCGAGCCAAUGCUCAGGGAGAAGAGCACGAGGCUGGGAUGCCGAGGGCGACGCGUUUGCUGUUUACAAACGGGGCCAUGGUUGCCGGACCGCCAAUGGGAAUCAAUGUUGCGAGCGUGGAGGGAUCCGUCUUCACGAUUGGAUUGUCGUGGCAGGAUCGGGUUGUGGAGGACGAGUUGAUGGAGCAGCUGGCCGAGGAUUUGACCUCGUUU